Messenger RNA from Rhododendron vialii, 3919 nucleotides. RefSeq names its product protein INVOLVED IN DE NOVO 2-like. Gene Ontology annotation, biological process: gene silencing by siRNA-directed DNA methylation. The coding region runs from base 367 to 3639 and encodes 1090 amino acids. The transcript has 15 exons. Lineage: Eukaryota; Viridiplantae; Streptophyta; Magnoliopsida; Ericales; Ericaceae. The record is from RefSeq and is a predicted model, not a curated record.
CGAACAACUGAUUUGUCUUUGUAGAGAUAUUUUCGAAGAAACUUUUCGGGUCCCUAGCAUUGCUAAUUGCAAUAGUCUAAACCUCAGGGUGGUCACGAUAAUUUACCCCAGUCUGUGUACAUUUGUUCAGAAAGUAUACUGUCCUCUUCCUUUGCUUUGCUCACCGAACCCCAAGUCAUCACGAGUCCCUUCCACCAUUUUUGCUUUCUGUUUUCCUCGAUCAAAUCGAAAACCCUGGCGGCCCUCGUACUCACUUCAUUCCUCACCAAUUCUCGGCGACAGCUAGGGUUUUCCCCCUCCGCUUUUUUAUUUUGAGAAACGACACGACAUUCGACUAAAUCGAAGGCAAAUUGGGCAGGAAGUGCAAUGGAUCACAGUUCAGAAGAGGACACUGAUAUAAGUGAAUCUGAAAUUGAGGAGUACGAAGACAAAUCUUAUGAAAAACUCAAGAGUGGAACUCGUCAGGUCAAAAUAUCAGAUGAAACCUUCAAUUGUCCUUAUUGUCCGAAGAACAAAAAACGAGAUUUCCAAUACAAGGAUCUCUUACAGCAUGCGAAUGCGGUGGGCAAGGGUAGCUCACAGAAGCGAACUGCGAGAGAUAAGGCAAAUCAUCUGGCAUUGGUAAAGUACUUGGAGAAAGAUCUAGGGGUUGGUGGUGGUCCCUCACAACCUGUUGUUGCUGAGGGUGACGCUCUAGAAAACUGUGACCAUGAUGAGAUGUUUGUGUGGCCGUGGAUUGGAAUUGUGGUUAACCUCCAAACUGAAUGGAAGGAUGGGCGUUAUGUGGGGGCAAGUGGUUCCAAGCUGAGGGACCAAUUAACCAGGAGAGGCUUCAAUCCAACAAGAGUUAAUCCAUUAUGGAACUUCAGGGGUCACUCUGGAACUGCUACUGUGGAAUUUAACAAAGACUGGUCUGGUUUCAACUAUGCCAUGUCAUUUGAGAAGGCCUAUGAGGCGGAUCAUCACGGGAAAAAGGACUGGAUUGUAAUUAAAGACAUGAAAGAUCGAGGAUCUGAUCUCUAUGCUUGGGUUGCUCGCGCAGAUGACUACAAAUCUGAUGGGAUUAUUGGGGAAAAUCUUCGCAAGAUUGCAGACCUUAGAACAAUUUCUGAUCUCAUGGAGGAAGAAGCCAGGAAAACUAGUAAACUUGUGUCUAAGUUGACAGAUUUGAUUGAGGUAAAAAAUAAGGACUUGGCAAAGAUGCAGGAUAAAAUGUCUGAGACUUCAAACUCCCUUAACAAAUUAAUGGAGGAGAAAGAUAGGCUUCAUCAAUCUUAUAACGAAGAGAUUAAAAAGAUUCAGUCGAGUGCGCGAGACCAUUUUCAGAAGAUUUUUAAUGACCAUGAAAAGCUUAAGUUGCAAUUGGAAUCUCAAAAGAAGGAGCUUGAGCUGCGGGGACAAGAAUUGGAAAAACGUGAGGUCCAAACUGAAAAUGAAAGCCGAAAGCUUGCUGAAGAGAUUGAGAAAAAUGCGGUUAGAAAUAGUUCGCUUGAGAUGGCAGCUAUGGAGCAACUGAAAGCUGACGAAAAUGUAUUGAAAUUGGCUGAAGAUCAGAAGAGGCAAAAAGAGGAUCUCCACAAGAGAAUUAUUCAACUGGAAAGACAAUUGGAUGCGAAACAAGCAAUAGAGCUAGAAAUCGAGCAACUGAGAGGGUCGUUGAAUGUUAUGAAGCACAUGGGAGAUGAUGGUGAUUUGGAAGUUCUUAAAAAGGUUGAUGCAAUACACACGAUGUUGAGAGAAAAGGAAGGAGAUCUUGAUGAUUUAGAAGCAUUGAACCAGACACUAAUUGUGAAGGAGCGGAAGAGUAACGACGAGCUGCAGGAAGCUCGCAAAGAAUUGGUUAAUGGCUUGAAAGAAAUGUCAAGUAACACUGAGAUUGGUGUUAAGAGGAUGGGUGAACUGGACAAUAAACCUUUCCACGAAGCAAUGAAGAGGAAGUACAAUGAAGCAGAUGCUGAAGAUAGAGCUAUUGAAGUAUGCUCAAUUUGGGAGGAGUACCUUCGAGAUCCUGAAUGGCAUCCUUUCAAAGUCAUCACUAUUAAUGGAAAAUCCCAGGAAGUAAUAAAUGAGGAGGAUGAAAAGCUGAAUGGUCUGAGGGAUGAAUAUGGCGUUCAAGUGUACAAUGCUGUAACCACGGCUUUGAAAGAGAUAAAUGAGUACAACCCAAGUGGAAGGUAUAUAAUCUCAGAGCUGUGGAACUACUCUGAAGGGAGAAAAGCCACAUUGCAAGAGGGAGUCAAUGUGCUAACAAAAAUGUAUAAACGCAGGAAGCCAUUCCUCAUUAGUGUAUUUGUAUCUGUAUCACUACAAUUUAGCCCCAAGUGGUGGCGGGGGGUGGCUGCUGAAAUGAAUUGCUCUAUGACGUACUCACAAAAAAGUGUGGGUGAAUGGUUUGGUUGUAGUGUAACUCUUUCUUUCGACUCAGCAAGAUUGCAAUUGGAGCGUAGAGCUAGGUCUAGGGUUCGCCCACAAGGACCAACUUCCUCAACUCAUCUCUACUAUCCUUCACCCCCAUCAGAUUCUUCAAAGGUGCUUCCUUGUCUAGCAAUCAGUUUGUCAGCCGAAAUGUCAAGAAUUAGUGGUGCAGGCACUUCCAAUUUGAUUCAAAUGGAAAAUGAAAUCCUUGAAGAGCUCCGAAGAACACGUACUCUGGCUAUGAGCCUUGCCAAAGAAGUUGAUGUAAAAAAUCAGAGAUUGUGGGAACUGGAACGCAAGUAUGACGAGACUUCAGCAACUCUAGGCAGGAUGAUUGCAGAGAAAGAUAGGCUGCAUCAAGCAUUUGCUGAUGAAAUGAGAAAGAUGGAGUUCAUUGGGGUACAAAAUGAAAAGCUGAAGCUCGAAUUGGAAUGUCAAAUGAGGAAUAUGCAUUUCAUGAGGCUACAAAAUGAGAAGCUGAAAGAUGACUUGGUAAAUCAAAGUCAGGAACUUGAGCAACAAGCUAAAGAAAUGGAGAAGCAAAGGGCCAAAGUUGAUCUUGAGCGAAAAAACUUGCUUGCUGAGAAGGAAAAGCUGAAAGAUCAGAAUGGCUUUGAAGAUGACUAUAGCUUGAAUAUCCAGCUUGACGCUUUGAAGGAAGAAUUGGCUGAAAAAGUUGAUGACUUGCAUGAUAUGGAAACCCUUAACCAGACACUUAUACUUAGAGAGCACAUGAGUAAUGUUGAGCUCCAGGAUGCUCGGAAAGAAUUGAUCAAUGUUUUACCAAAUGUGUUGGAUAUAGUGACAAUCGGAGUCAAAAGGAUGGGAGAGGUUGAUCAGAAACCUUUCCAAGAUGUAUGUUUACAGAGGUUCUCUGGUGAGGAUUGGGAGGUAAGAGCUGUGGAGCAAAGCUCAUUGUGGCAAGAAAAAGUGAAAGAUCCAGGUUGGCAGCCUUUUAAAAAAAUGACCAAAGAUGGAAAAUUGCAGGAAAUAAUCGAUGAGGCGGACAGUAAGUUGAAAGAAUUGAGACGUCUAUGGGGUGAGGCAGCAUACAAUUCUGUCGUCAAUGCGCUAUUGGAAUUAAAUGAAUAUAAUCCAAGUGGGAGGUAUGUAGUGAAAGAACUCUGGAACUUCAAGGAGGGAAGGAGAGCGCGUUUAAAAGAGGUAAUUGAUUGCAUAGUCCAGCAACUGAAGAGUCUCAAGUCUCUUAAACGCAGGAGGUGACAGGGUUGGCGCCAACAUCCAGUCCUACAUUUGGCAUAGUUCCUAUCAGUAAUCUACACAAACUACAAGCAUAUACGUUGACGAACUAUGUUUUACAGCUUGUUGUUUGGGUCACUUCGUGGUUCUUUAUUUAUUGGGAGGAAAAAUUCUCUCUUCUCAUGUAAGUGUUCACCUGAUACCUGAAAGCAUAUAUUGAUGUAAAACACAUACACUAUAUGAAUCAGGAACAGACCUUAUCUUCUGUGCUUACAGAUAAUGUACCUUGGUUGUUGGAUGUGUA